This is a messenger RNA of Striga asiatica, 2741 nucleotides long. The record is from the annotation of a GenBank genome assembly. Lineage: Eukaryota; Viridiplantae; Streptophyta; Magnoliopsida; Lamiales; Orobanchaceae.
GGGGUCCUUUUUUCGUAAAUUGGCGUUGAACAGGCGGUAAAUGCAAUUUACCCUAUUGUCAGUUUCAAUUUCGCCGGUAAUUGAUAAAUCAAACGCCAUUCGUAGCGAUCUCUUUAGGAACAGAGACACUUCUCUCUCCAUCUCUCCCAAUCCAUUGCCUACCCAAAUUCUCAUAACCCCUUUGCAUUUGCCGUCGAUCUUCCACAACUGAAUCAGAAGUUUGAAAGCUAUAGAGAUUUCUUAAAGUGGCAGUUGUCCUGUAUUCUUCUAGCGUUGCUCAAGAAAUUGGUUUCUGCCUAGAGUUGAGCAAAUUAAAAUUUUGAUGGGAACCUUUCAUCGAAGUGGGGUUGCUAAGAAGUCUAAUGAUGCUGCUCGACUCUUUAUGACAACCAUAAUGGGAAUGGUGCUGGGUUAUUUUAUAGGUGUUUCCUUUCAGUCUGUUUCGUUAAAUAAGAAGAUAAAUGUAUCUCCAAGUUUAGUGACAUCUCUUGAUGUAACCUUAAAUGAUGAUAGUCAUAGUUUUCCUGACAACCGUGACUCUGGAAGUACUCCUUUAACACCCAAGAUCUAUGCUCCUAUGAAUCCACGGGGUGCAGAGUCUUUGCCACCAGGAAUUGUUGUCUCAGAAUCAGAUUUAUAUUUGCGAAGAUUAUGGGGCGAGCCUAGUGAGGAUCUGAAAAAGAAGCCAAAGUACCUUGUUACAUUUACAGUUGGUGUGAAUCAAAAAGCCAAUAUUGAUGCAGCUGUGAAGAAGUUUUCAGAGGACUUCCAAAUACUGCUUUUUCAUUAUGAUGGCCGGACGAGUGAAUGGGAGCAAUUUGAGUGGUCACGUCGUGCCAUACAUGUCAGUGUUAGGAAACAAACAAAAUGGUGGUAUGCAAAGAGAUUCCUACACCCGGAUGUCGUAGCCGCUUAUGAGUACAUCUUCAUUUGGGAUGAAGAUCUCGGAGUUGAACACUUUGAUGCUCAGAAGUACAUUCAGUUGGUUAAGAAAUACGGUUUAGAUAUUUCCCAGCCUGGUUUAGAACCUAACAAUGGAUUGACGUGGCAAAUGACCAAGAGAAGAGGUGACAUAGAAGUUCACAAGGAUACAGAGGAGAGACCAGGCUGGUGCAGUGAUCCGCGUUUGCCUCCAUGUGCUGCCUUCGUCGAAAUUAUGGCUCCAGUAUUCUCCCGUGAAGCUUGGAGAUGUGUUUGGCAUUUGAUCCAGAAUGAUUUAGUACAUGGAUGGGGGUUAGAUUUUGCAUUAAGAAGAUGUGUCAGUCCAGCACAUGAAAAAAUUGGUGUUGUUGACUCUCAGUGGAUUGUGCAUCAGGUCAUUCCAUCACUAGGAAGUCAGGGAGUGUCUGAGAAUGGGAAAGCACCAUGGGAAGGGGUGCGUGAGAGAUGCAGAUACGAAUGGGCACUUUUUCAAGAUCGUCUUGAGACUGCAGAUAAGGAAUACUUUACAAAGUUUUAGAACAACUUUUUUCAAUUCUCGUCUAUUUUUUAUAUCUUGGGAAUUUUCCCUUGUCCCAUUUAUUCAACCCAUGAACUCAAAUGGUUUCUCAUAUAAGCAUAUUCUUUGUGUUGAGCCACGUUCCGUAGAGCGUAAAAUCUUUCUUCGGAUUUCAACUUCAGUCAUCUGUGCAGAAGUAAAUAUUAGGUUUCGAUUAGUUUUUAGGCUUGCUGAUGCACAUUAGUGAUUGGUAUAAAUCUUCUGUUCUUGCUUUGAAGUUGGGUGCCAUUUACGAACGUUACUUUUGCGUGUUAGUAGUUGACAUAUUUAUCUUGUUUGCGUUGGAUGCUAAACAUGGUUUUCUCUAUAGAGGAUGUUGAUAGUUAUUAGUGGUUGAUGGCAGUUUUUGCUUUAUUUUAUUUAUUUUUUUUCAAUUAGGUACUUGUGAGUUGUGACAAUAAUUUUUUCACAUUUUUUUUUUAUUUAAUUGAAAUUCGUUGGGUCAUUUUAUUGUCCCUAUUAAGUUGUAACCUCUCACCAAACGAUUAAAAGAAAACUCGUCAACAAUUUUGCUUGUGCAUAAAGUAGUCCUCAUUCACCUUCCAACCUUCGGUCCCAAGACUUACAUAUAUAAAAUCUAUUUAAAAUUCCACGCAAACUUAUUAUUUAUUAGUAUUUUAUCACAAAAAAUUUGGAGGGAAGUCUACCUAGUACCAGAAAAUCAGUCAGCAUAGUAAGUUUGUGUUGUCUAAUUAGGUUAACCUGUUAUUGGAGCAAAAUGUAUAAUACCCAAUAAGGUGUAUAUUUCUUUUAAUAAAAUGUAGCAAUCGUAGAUUAAUAAUAAUAUUGUCCCAAUUAGAAAUGUUCAAUUUUGAAGGAGUUGUGAUUCAUUGGAUACAGUUACAGACGUCAAAUAAAGUGAAAUGUAAACAAAACGUAUACAAGAGGACAAUAAUUUAAAUUGUUUUAGACUUGUAAUAAAUGUCACAAUACCAUUUUGAACCAUGAACCUAGAAAAAUGACUAAGUUCAUAUAAUUAAUUCAUGGUCAUUUGCCAAGAGGCUUAAAAAUAUCAAUCUCUACGUAGUUCUUUAUACAUAUAUCACUGAAGAUUUCCAAAAAGAAAAUAAUAAUAAUUAUCCAUAGUGAUGUAAUAAAUAUCCUUCCAGAUUGUUUAAAACCAUCUAAUAGCCAAAAACGAACACUGCUAAGCACCAACCACAUGGUAAUAGCCCAUAAAAGACUUGAUAUUAUUUUGCAGUCCAAUACAAGCUAAGACCUGUCUCUCUCUCUCUCUCUCUCU